AUGUCUCGUCAGUCAUCUGCUUUCAAGAAGGGAUUCAGCUCCAGCUCUGCUUCCUUAGGAGGGAAGAACAAGGUCACCUUCAGCACAGUGCCCCGAGGAUGCCGGGGGCCUGGUGGCAACGCCGGGGGCUUCAGCAGCCGCAGCCUCUAUAGCCUAGGAGGGAGCAAGAGCACCGCUCUGGGAGGAUUUGGAGCUGGAGGCAUCUGCAGAGGGUUUGGGGCUGGCGGCCAAGGCUUUGGCUGUGGUGUUGGCAAUGGGAUAGGGUUUGGCAGCGGGGCUGGAUAUGGCUUCAGUGCCAUAUCUGGUGGUUUUGGUGGCUUCGGCGGAGGGUUUGAUGGCGGGGUUGGGGGCUUCGCCCAGUGCCCACCGGGCGGCAUCAAGGAGGUGACCAUCAAUCAGAGCCUGCUGACCCCACUCCACCUGGAGAUCGACCCCGAGAUCCAGAAGGUGCGAACACAGGAGAGGGAGGAGUUGAAGACCCUCAACAACAAAUUUGCCUCCUUCAUCGACAAGGUACGAUUCCUAGAACAGCAGAACAAAGUCCUGGAGACCAAAUGGAAGCUCCUGCAGGAGCAAAGCCCCACCACGAGCACCAGGAGCCUGGACCCAUAUUUUGAAGUCUACAUCAGCGGGCUGAGGAAGCAGCUGGACGGCCUUUCCAGCGAGAAGAUACAGCUGGAGUCAGAGCUGAAGAGCUUCCAGGACAUGGUGGAGGACUUCAAGACCAAGUACGAAGAGGAAAUCAACAAAAGGACAGCUGCAGAGAACGACUUUGUGCUCCUAAAGAAGGAUGUGGAUGGCGCCUACAUGAACAAAGUGGAGCUUCAGGCGAAGUUGGACUCUCUGGCGGAUGAGCUGAACUUCCUGAGGAACCUCUACGAAGCGGAGCUGAGCCAGAUGCAGAAGACUGUUUCUGACACCUCCGUGGUGCUGUGCAUGGACAACAACCGCAACCUGGACUUGGACAGCAUCAUCGCAGAGGUGAAGGCGCAGUACGAGGAGAUCGCCAACCGCAGCCGGCUGGAGGCUGAGACCUGGUACCAGAGCAAGUAUGAGGAGCUGCAGGCCACUGCAGGAAAGCAUGGAGACAGUCUGAGGGACACCAAGGCUGAGAUCUCUGAGCUCAACCGCGUGAUCCAGAGGAUACGGGCUGAGAUUGAGAACGUGAAGAAGCAGGUAGGGAGCAUUCAGAGCUCCAUUGCUGAUGCUGAGCAGCGUGGGGAGUUGGCCCUGAAGGAUGCCAGAGACAAGCUGACUGAGCUGGAGACAGCCCUGAAGAAAGCCAAGGCAGAUCUGGCCCAGCUGCUGCGCGACUACCAGGAGCUGAUGAACGUCAAGCUGGCACUGGACGUCGAGAUUGCAACCUACAGGAAGCUGCUGGAGGGCGAGGAGUGCAGAAUGUCUGGGGAGUGCCAGAGCAACGUGAGCAUCUCUGUGGUGGGCGGCAGCAGCUCCAUAGGAGGUGGAUACAGCGGUGGUUAUGGAGGCAGAAUGGGUGGCUUUGGUGGAGGCUACGGAGGACUAGGCAGCUACGGAGGAGGAAUGGGCUUUGGUGGAGGAAUGGGUGGUGGUGGUGGAAUGGGCGGCUUCGGUGGAGGGAUGGGUGGCUAUGGUGGAGGAAUGGGAGGUGGAGGAAUGGGUGGCUAUGGUGGCCCAAGCUUUGGCUUUGGUGGCCCUGGUAGAGGUGGCCCUGGCAUUCAGCCCGUGCAGGUUGACACAACCCUGCUACAGCCAGUCCAUGUUGAGAUCGACCCCCAGAUCCAGCAAGUGAAGAACCAGGAGAAGGAGCAGAUCAAGACUCUUAACAAUCAGUUUGCCUCCUUCAUUGACAAGGUGCGCUUCCUGGAGCAGCAGAACAAGGUUCUCUCCACCAAGUGGGAGCUCCUGCAGCAGCAAGGGCCUUCAGGACCCAGGAAGAACCUGGAUGUCAUCUUUGAAAACUACAUCCAGAACCUGAGGCGGCAGCUGGACUCCAUUCUGGCACAGAGGGGACAGCUGGAAUCCGAGCUGCAGAACAUGCAGCAAUACGUUGAGGAUUACAAAAACAAGUAUGAGGAAGAGAUCAACAGGCGCACAACAGCUGAGAACGAGUUUGUGGUGCUCAAGAAGGAAUUGGACAGUGCCUACAUGAGAAAAAUGGAGUUUGAAGUUCGGGUGGAAAUUCUGAAGCAGGAGCUUGAGUUCCUCAGAUGCUUAUAUGAGGCGGAGCUGUCCCAGCUGCAAACAGUAGUUGACAACACCAAUGUCAUUCUGUCCAUGGACAAUGGCAGAGAAGUGAACAUGGACGGCAUCAUUGAAGAAGUCCGGCAGGAGUAUGAGAGAAUUGCUCAGAAAGGCAAAGAUGAAGUCAAUGCCAUGUACCAAGGCAGGUACCAGGACCUUCAGAACAUGUGGGUGAAUCAGCGAGAGCAACUGAGAAACAGUUACCAGGAAAUCCAAGAACUUACCAGGCAGAUCCAAAGAUUGCAGCCGGAAAUUGAAAUAGUCAGGAAAGAGAAUGACAGACACCAAGAGGCUAUCAGAGAUGCUGAGCAGCGUGGGAGCUCUGCAGUCAAAGACGGACAGAAAAAGCUUCAGGAGCUGGAGAACGCUUUGCAGCAGGCCAGGGAAGACCUGGGUCGAAUUCUGCAUGAUUAUCAGGAGCUUCUGAAUGCAAAAUUGGCCCUGGAUGUUGAAAUUGCCAUGUACAGGUCACUGCUUGAGGAGGAGGAGACCAG
Centrocercus urophasianus (Greater sage-grouse) is the source of this 2717-nucleotide messenger RNA. Its product is annotated as keratin, type II cytoskeletal 5-like. The record is from RefSeq and is a predicted model, not a curated record. The annotation marks the transcript as partial. Gene Ontology annotation, molecular function: structural constituent of skin epidermis. NCBI's taxonomy places the organism in Eukaryota, Metazoa, Chordata, Aves, Galliformes, Phasianidae. Gene Ontology annotation, biological process: intermediate filament organization; keratinization. The transcript has 16 exons. Gene Ontology annotation, cellular component: keratin filament.